AAUUGACAAAUUGUCUUUAGCUCCGAGGUUGGAAUCCUCUUGACAAGUGUAAAUUCAUAAAGUUGUUGCGAUUGAUUCUCUUUAGUUGUGUUGUGUCACCCUCCACUAGUGUAGGAUUAUUAAUCGCUAAGUAAACAACUUUAUAAACCCAAGCACGGAAACGACUUUCUUCUACGCCUUCUCCCCAUUCCCUUCCCUGAUAUCACAGUGCAAUCAAGACCAACGCUCCUUCUUCAUAGCUCAAAGCCAAAAUCAACGGCGGUGAACGACGUUCCUUCUUCAUCUCUUUUUUUGAGUGACGAAUUGUGGAGCUGGAGACUUAACAAAAAGUAUGGAAUGUAGUGUGAUGUAUGAUAACAAGAUGGUGCAAUGGAUAAAUCUUCCUAAAGAGUUAUGGUUAGUUAUAGCAAAAAAUCUCAACACUACUCUUGAUGUUGUUCGAUUUCGUAGUAUCUGUCGUUUAUGUCGCUCUCUUGUCCCUUCUCCUUCCUCUCAUACACCUCGCAUUCCAUAUCUUAAAUAUUUUCUACACCAAACUAAAAUAUACCGCAUUGAACCAGCAUCACAUCACCUCUUGUCAACUUCAACUUCUUCUAAUAAAGGGUGGCUCAUCAAACUUGUUCAGGAUUAUACUUCCUCCAAACUUUUUCUCUUUGAUCUUUUCGAUCCUAAGACAUAUCCAUCCCAGGAGAAAACUAGCCAAAAUGUAUCAUCCCAGGAGAAAACUACCCAAAAAGUAUUGAAUUUGAUGAACUAUCGAUUUGUGGAGUUGUUUGAAGGAUAUACUCUCAGUCAUGAUUUCUUUAGAUAUCAAGGUGGUGAUUUUCAGUAUGCACCGGUUAGUGGUUGUAAAGCAAUCUUGUUUCGUCAUCACAUUAUUUUUGCACUGCAUAGUGAUAAAAAAGUGCAUGUUUGCAAUAUUGGAGAUAUGAAAACGACCGUAAUAAUGGAUGAUGAUGAUGUAUACAUGGGUUAUGAUGAUAUAAUUCUUCACAGGGAACAACUUUAUGUUGUGGAUGAAAACGGGACAAUUUUCUGGAUCAAUCCUUUGACUUUGAAGUUGGUUCAGUUUUCACCAAAGUUGUACUGUUGUGAUAGGAAUAAGAAGCACAUAUGGGUGAAAUCUGAUAAAAAGAAGAAGCAGUUAGUAGAAUAUGAUGGAAAUCUCUAUGUGGUUGAUUUGUAUAUUAAUGAUAAAAGCUAUCAUAAGCAAUAUUUAUACAAGGUUGUUUUUGUGAAAAUUUAUAAGCUUGAUCAAGAAUGGGGUAAAUGGUUUGAUGUGCCAGAUCUGGGUGAAGCUUUGUUUGUUUUGGGUAGAGACUCAAACUUUUCAUUGAUAGCUCAAGACUAUUAUGGAUGUCAAAGAAAUUGCAUUUACCUCUUUUCUAAAGGCAAGGCCUAUUGUUUCAAUUUGGAGAAUUCAAGGUGUAAGCCUGCCAACAGCUUUUGGCCUUGCCCAACUUUGUUCAAUCCUAUGAUCAAAUAAUUUGUAAGCAUAAAGCUGAUGACUUGUAAUUGUGGUGACUUUUAAAUGGAAGCCCACUUUUUAAUGAUCGGUAUGAUUUGCUGCUUUGGAUAAAAAAUUGUUUCAACAUUAGGUGACAUGACAUAUAUUUAUUCAGUUAUUGAUGAAUAAUAAAUAAUGCAGUUUGUCUUAUAUCUUGGUUGACAUGCUUUCUAUGGAAGAAAAAAAACUCUUAUUUUACCACCUCACAAGUGAAUCAACAUUAAUAUUCAAAUUGAGAAGGAUUAUAAGCCACGUUGUAUGGAAAAUGUUCAUGUGGAAAAAUUAGAAUAGCUGAAGAACCUCUAAUAUCGAAAGCAGCACAGUCAUAAGCUCUUGCAGCUUCAUUGGCAGUAGCAACAUGUUUAGCUGAAUCUCGAAUCUCUGCAACAAAUUUUCCCUAUACUUUGAUUUUCUUUUGUAAUUCCCCUUCCCUCACCUCUUCCAUUGUGUUGUGUAUGGUGAAAACAUUAAACUUCAACGGCUUUAUCAUCAAUGAUCCAUCUUGUCUUACGCCAUAUGGUUCUUAGAUAUCAAAACAGAACUUGGUGGCUUUU
Medicago truncatula (barrel medic) is the source of this 2061-nucleotide messenger RNA. Its product is annotated as F-box protein At2g26160. The record is from RefSeq and is a predicted model, not a curated record. Lineage: Eukaryota; Viridiplantae; Streptophyta; Magnoliopsida; Fabales; Fabaceae. The transcript has 2 exons. The coding region runs from base 332 to 1486 and encodes 384 amino acids.